Molecule: messenger RNA, 4742 nt
Organism: Daucus carota subsp. sativus
Lineage: Eukaryota; Viridiplantae; Streptophyta; Magnoliopsida; Apiales; Apiaceae
Product: MAP3K epsilon protein kinase 1
Exons: 24
Coding region: 217-4335 (1372 amino acids)
Biological process (GO): protein phosphorylation
Molecular function (GO): protein binding; ATP binding; protein kinase activity
Source: RefSeq, a predicted model, not a curated record
CAACAAUUAGUGUACAACAGUCUAUUUCUGUCAAUUUUUACUACACAACACAACACACUAUACGUACAACCUUUGUUUAUCCAAACCCUCCAAAACGUGGGCCCCACCUGGUCGGACUUUUUAAUCCGACCGCCGGAACUAUCUACUCCGGCGUCUCGAUUCUCGUGCGCCAAAUGAAAGGAUUCUAGCUUGAAUUUUGGUCACAAGCAAGCGAAGAUGUCGCGUCAAUCUCCGUCAACGGCUUUUCACAAAUCAAAGACUCUCGAUAAUAAAUAUAUGCUUGGUGAUGAGAUUGGGAAAGGAGCCUAUGGUCGAGUUUAUAAAGGUUUGGAUUUGGAGAACGGAGACUUUGUUGCAAUUAAGCAAGUUUCUCUGGGAAAUAUUCCUCAGGAGGAUCUGAACAUUAUAAUGCAAGAAAUUGAUUUGUUAAAGAAUCUCAACCACAAAAAUAUCGUGAAGUAUCUUGGAUCCUCUAAAACCAAGAGUCAUCUUCACAUAAUUCUUGAGUAUGUGGAAAAUGGUUCACUUGCGAAUAUUAUCAAGCCGACUAAAUUUGGCCCAUUUCCGGAGUCCCUUGUUGCCGUGUAUAUAGCUCAAGUUUUGGAAGGUUUAGUCUAUUUACACGAACAAGGCGUUAUUCAUCGAGAUAUAAAGGGUGCAAAUAUAUUGACAACUAAAGAGGGUCUCGUGAAACUUGCAGAUUUUGGUGUUGCUACAAAAUUAACAGAGGCUAAUAUUAAUACUCAUUCGGUUGUUGGAACACCAUAUUGGAUGGCCCCCGAGGUGAUUGAAAUGUCUGGAGUUUGUGUGGCAUCUGAUAUAUGGAGUGUUGGAUGCACUGUGAUUGAGCUUCUUACAUGCUCACCUCCAUACUACGAUCUCCAGCCCAUGCCAGCUCUUUUUCGGAUUGUGCAGGAUGAGCAGCCACCUAUACCAGAUAGUCUUUCUCCAGCUAUAACUGAUUUUCUGCGACAGUGUUUUAAAAAGGAUCACAGGCAGAGGCCAGAUGCGAAAUCUCUGCUUUCUCAUCCUUGGAUACUAAACUCAAGACGCGUUUUACACUCUUCCCUUCGUCAUAGUGGAAAAUUGAGAAAUGAGGAAGAAUGUUUGGUGGAUGUGAUCACAUCAAAUGGAGAUGAUCAGGGCUCUGUUGAAAAUCUACCUGUCAAUUAUGCUGAAGAUUCUAAAGAUUUGCUUUUGGUUGAGGCUGCCGAUAUUAAUCAGUGUAGCAAGGACAAGGAUUCCGAGCAUAAUCUUUCUGAGGAAAUAUCUGGUGAUCCUGAGGAAGAUAUCUUCCCUGAUCAAUCUCCGACGUUAGCAAUCUAUGAAAAAUUAGAAAUAAAUGCUUCUUCUUUUAGACUAUCUUCUAAUGAUGAAGCUGAUGCAUCAUCAGUGUUUUGUGAGCCAUCUCACUUGACUGCCCAUGAGAAAGUGUUGGUUAAUGAUGAGGCUGAGUCUCUUAAUUUUAGUAGGGAAAGCAUCUCUGGUGGAAAAGUUGAAGUAGGAGAUAGCUCUAUCAAAUAUGGUCCAUCUAUUCCUGCACCAACAGAUCAAGAUCAGAGUCCUCAAAAGGCUCUGAAGGCCCCAAUGACAUCUGGGGAAAAUGAGCUGAGUAGAUUUAGUGACACCCCUGGUGAUGCUUCCUUAGAAGACUUAUUUCAUCCACUGGAUAAAACUCUGGAGGAGCGGGUAACUGAAGCAUCUACACCUAAACCCUCCCCAAUUUUGAAUCAUGGGAGCACAGUUGCAACAGAUGGUAGGAGUGACCUGGCAAAACAGUUAAGGGAUGCUAUUAUUCAAAAGCAAACGGAAAUUGAGUCUGGGAAGAGAAAUGAUGAGGAUUUAAUACAUUUAAUGAUUGGUGUUUUGAAGGAAGAUUCCAUUGAGGGUUUUGAUGAUAGAUUGCCUACAGAUAAUCUUUUUCAUAUACAGGCUGUUGAAUAUAGCAAAUUAGUUUCGUCGCUGAGGCCAGAUGAACCAGAAGAUGUGAUUGUAUCUGCUUGCCAGAAAUUGACAGCUUUCUUUCAACAACGUCCUGAGCAAAAGUUUGUUUUCGUUACCCAGCAUGGUUUACUCCCUCUUGUGGAGUUACUCGAGGUUCCCAAAAAUCGUGUUACAUGCGCUGUGCUACAAGUUCUAAAUCAAAUAAUCAAGGAUAACACUGAAUUCCAGGAAAAUGCUUGUUUAGUAGGCCUGAUUCCAUCAGUCAUGAGCUUCGCUGUACCUGACCGCCCUCGCGAAAUUCGUAUGGAAGCAGCUUAUUUCCUGCAGCAACUUUGUCAGUCGAGCUCCUUGACUUUGCAUAUGUUUAUUGCUUGCCGUGGUAUUCCUGUUCUUGUGGGGUUCCUUGAGGCUGAUUAUGCGAAACACAGGGAAAUGGUUCAUCUUGCAAUUGAUGGAAUGUGGCAGGUUUUUAAGCUUCAGCAGUCAACUCCUAGAAAUGACUUUUGUCGUAUUGCUGCAAAAAAUGGAAUACUGCUUAGACUUAUCAACACUCUAUAUAGUUUGAAUGAGGCAACUAGACUAGCUUCCAUUUCUGGAAAUUCUGCUUUUACUCCAAGUGAGGCAAUGGUUUCCGAAAUAAAUCUUCCUGAUUAUGGCAAGGUUAAAGAUGGAACAGCUGACAAUUCAAUGAUGUCUGUAGCCAAAAAAUUGUCAUGCGAUUCAGAUUCUAAUUUAGCCAAUUCAAGAAAAUUCUCUUUAAGUACCGUUAAACCCCAACCAAGUACAGCCUCCCUGAGAUCACUGGAAACUCCACCACCUAAUCCGAAAGAGAGAGAAACUAUUGACAGGUGGAAAAGUGAUCCUACACGAGCAGAAUUUGAUCUGAGGCAGCAACGAGAUAGCAAUGGUAUCAGACUUUCAACCGACAGGGCUAUGAAACCGGUAGAUGGUUCCCAAAAUGGACUGCCUGCUACAAGUCAGCAAGAACAUGUACGACCUCUUCUUAGUUUGUUGGAUAAGGAGCCCCCUUCUCGACGUUUCUCUGGUCAGCUUGAGUAUGUGCGUCAUUUCACUGGGUUGGAAAAACAUGAAAGUAUACUGCCACUUCUACAAACGUCUAAUGAAAGAAAAACAAAUGGCCUUGACUUCCUGAUGGCUGAAUUUGCAGAGGCUUCUGGACGUGGAAGAGAACAUGCAAAGUUGGAUUCUAUGCCGAAAAGUACUCAAAGAGUUUCAAACAAGAAGGUAGGACUACCUCCAUCUAAUGAGGGAGCUGCCUCCACAACUGGAAUGGCAUCCCAGAGAGAAUCUGGUGUACUCUCUGGUUCAGGCGUCUUAAAUGCUAGACCUGGGAGUUCGACAUCAUCUGGAUUACUUUACCAUAUGAUUCCGCCUUGGAAUGCAGAUCUUGCGCUUGAAUACAUUGAAAAAGUGGCUGACCUUCUACUGGAAUUUUCUUUAUCCGACACAACGGUGAAGUCCUACAUGUGUAGUCAAAGCAUGCUGAGUCGUAUAUUUCAAUUGUUCAAUAAGAUAAAACCAGCUAUUCUUUUAAAGUUGCUGAAGUGUAUUAAUCAUCUUUCAACCGACCCACACUGUUUAGAGAAUCUUCAGAGAGCAGAUGCAAUCAAACAUUUGAUCCCAAAUCUUAAUCUCAGGGAAGGCCCUCUUGUAUACCGCAUCCACCAUGAGGUCCUCAAUGCACUAUUUAAUCUCUGCAAGAUAAAUAAAAGGAGACAAGAACAAGCAGCAGAAAAUGGGAUUAUUCCACACUUGAUGCAUUUUGUCAUGACUGGUUCUCCUUUAAAACAAUAUGCAUUGCCUCUGCUUUGUGAUAUGGCACAUGCAUCACGUAACUCAAGGGAGCUGUUGAGGGCUCAUGGAGGAUUAGAUGUGUACCUGAGCCUACUUGAAGAUGAUAUUUGGUCUGUUACGGCAUUAGAUUCUAUUGCUAUAUGUCUGACACACGACAAUGACAACAAAAAAGUAGAGCAAGCUAUAUUGAGAAAGGAUGCUGUUCAAAAGUUGGUCAACUUCUUUAAGUCAUGCCCAGAACAGCAUUUUCUUCAUAUUUUGGAGCCUUUCUUGAAAAUUAUAUCGAAAUCGCGAGAAAUAAAUAUUACUUUAACUGUUAACGGCUUAACACCUUUACUCAUAUCAAGGCUUGAUCAUCAGGAUGCUAUCGCUCGUCUGAACUUGCUCAGACUAAUAAAGGCUGUAUACGAGCACCAUCCACAUCCAAAACAAUUGAUUGUGGAGAAUGACUUGCCUCAAAAGCUUCGGAAUCUAAUUGAGGAGCGUCGAGAUGGCCAAAGUUCUGGUGGACAAGUCUUGGUGAAGCAGAUGGCUACCUCACUGCUCAAAACACUCCAUAUCAACGCCAUUUUCUGAACCUAAAUACAAAUUCUUGUAUAUAUCAUUUAUGUAGUUUGAUUUGAGUGUAAUUAUGUUUAUUUUUCACUGUUACUUUUUAUAAUUUUCUCCGAUUUAACUUUUCUUACUUCUUACCAUGGAUGAGGAUAAAUGAGUUUCCCCAAUUUUUUCGGGAUGUUCUCAUGUCAAAAGUGAUCCUCUUGUCACAUGGCAACUAUUUGCCUUUUAUAGCACGCUCUUGUAUGCAAUUUUUUUUUACCUGUAAAUUCAGCAGCUACAAUAUUUAUCUUGUGCACCAUUGUUAAAUGUAAUUCAGCUUUGUCGGGAGAUAUUCCCUGAUCUAUUUGAUUCCUAGUAGAAUGGUGAUCUAUUUUGAUGUAAUAGUUUUAACUCUUUUGGAAAUUUAAGAUAUAUGUUUUGCUUUA